This is a messenger RNA of Anisakis simplex (herring worm), 450 nucleotides long. The record is from the annotation of a GenBank genome assembly. Lineage: Eukaryota; Metazoa; Nematoda; Chromadorea; Rhabditida; Anisakidae.
UUCGGAUGGCAACGGGUUCUUGUUCGAACGUUCGUAAUGAUGGCUGUCGGGUUUAUCGCUGAAACAAUCCCAAAUUUUGGCCCACUACUUGAUCUCGUCGGUGGAUCGACCAUUACCUUGACAGCACUCGUCUUUCCGUGCCUCUUCUAUCUGUAUCUGUCGGUUGGUGAGGAUGCAAUGAAUUCCGAAUGUACAAGCGCUCAAUUCGAAGAGUAUUCACUAGCAAUCGUUGGCGGAGCUGCCACCACAUAUUCAGCCAUUCGGGAAUUGGUCACCACACAGUUUUCACUACCGUGUUAUUUGCGAUCAGUGAUGAAUGCGUUGGAGUCGGGUGAUUCAACUGGAGAGGGCACUAGUAUGAAUUGCUGUGGACUAUGGCAGAACGUUUCUCGAACCGGUGAUAAUGCUAGAUGUAGCAAAUUUAUCGACUUUUAUAAUCAGUACGAUUGA